AAACCCUUACCCCAACUCAUUACCCUCCUCUCUCUCUCCUCUUCUACUGCUCAACUCACUUCAACAAUUUCCCUGUGAGGCUGUGACCACCGCGUCGACCGACCACCGGCCAGCCUGUGACCACCGCGCCGACCCCGACGACCCGGCAACCAAUUUUUACUCAUGGAGAAGGGGAAAAUAGAGGGGAGUUCAGCAAACGCCAAAACCAAAUGGGAGGAUCCAACUCGGCAGCCGUCAAAACCAUGGCACUCAUAUAUCUCAGAUGACUUGCCUCGCUCUUUCAUGGAAUCAGCUGAUGCUGCUAUUCGCUCGGCCUGCUCUCUUCAUCACGACUCUUCUACUCGUCUUCGCUUUAUGCAGGAUCUUAUUCCAGAAGUAAAGUUUAAGUUUUCCAAUUAUGAAGAAGCCUGCAUCAAGAAAUUCAAAGAUGGGUUGGCCACUGGGUUACAGCACCCAACUAUGACUGUGGGAAUCACAUUGGCUACGGUUUUUCUAUUAAUGAGGGGUCCCAGAAGGUUCUUGUUUCACCAUACGGUGGGUCGAUUGCAAAGUGAAGAGGCACAGUUUGUCAGAGCUGAGAAAAGUGUGAAGAUGCUGGAACUUUCUGUUGAUUUGAUGAAGAAGGAGAGCAGGAAACUGCUUGAAAGGGCAUCUCUUGCGGAAAAGGAGAUGAUAAAUGGCCAGACUGAUCUUAUGAAUGCGGGUAAACAUAUUCGGCACCUAGCCAAGUCAGUGGAUCAGGUCGAAAAUCAAGCAGCAGAUUUAGUGGAUCUGCUGCGAGAGAUACCAGGCAGGGAGGCAUUACAACUUCGAGCGCAGGUGGCUUCAGUAGCUUCACUUCUUAAGCAGCAACGAACUGGUCUGGCAAAAAGGAAGAUCAAAUUAACGGAAAUGGGAGUUCCAGUUUAACGAAUUAUGAGCUGACAGCUAAUGACAGUUGUAUCAUGCAAAUUGUAAGAUGUUUCAGGUUCCUAAUAGCUACCGAUAAAUGUCAAGAAACAGCAACUACUGGUUCUAUCACAAGUCCCCUUUUUUCCUUUUUUUUUAGGUGCUGACAACAAUAAGAUAUCAAAGUUCAGUACCAAACUAACAUAUGUUAGUUUUGAGUACCCAAAUUAGAACUUUUUAAAGUUCAGUACUCAAACUGAAACAAAAGUAAAGUUCAGUACCAUAUUGUGUACUUAACUGGUUUUUUGGAGGUACUUUUAUAUAUUCAUUUGGUGUUAUAA
This is a messenger RNA of Beta vulgaris subsp. vulgaris (sugar beet), 1229 nucleotides long. RefSeq lists its product as hypothetical. The transcript has 9 exons. The record is from RefSeq and is a predicted model, not a curated record. Bases 163 to 909 code for a protein of 248 amino acids. NCBI's taxonomy places the organism in Eukaryota, Viridiplantae, Streptophyta, Magnoliopsida, Caryophyllales, Amaranthaceae.